Haliotis rufescens (red abalone) is the source of this 6690-nucleotide messenger RNA. Its product is annotated as TALPID3 protein-like. Gene Ontology annotation, biological process: smoothened signaling pathway. The transcript is spliced from 29 exons. Gene Ontology annotation, cellular component: centriole; ciliary basal body. The record is from RefSeq and is a predicted model, not a curated record. Lineage: Eukaryota; Metazoa; Mollusca; Gastropoda; Lepetellida; Haliotidae. The coding region runs from base 157 to 6420 and encodes 2087 amino acids.
CAUAGUUUACAAACAUGGCCGCAAAAGAGAGGCAAAUAUAAGUCAAUGAGAAAAUUUUAUGGAUUACAUCUCAGUGGGAUGUAUCAUGCCAGUUACAUCAAAUCAUAAUUUUGAAAAUGAAACGGUCAAGAUUCCAAGGCAGAUGAUUUGCUAACAAUGGAGGUUGAAAACAAUAUGAAUGUUCAUGACACACACAGCAGCAUCUUGGAGUUACUGUCUGUGACAGAUGCUGCUGUGCGUGCUCUGGACAAGUCGACCAAGUCACAGGGAUCUGAGAAAUCACGAGAUUCACAUGAUGGUUCACCUGCUUCUCAAAGAUCUGUGAGCAGCAAGGCAUCUUCCGACCUGGACAAAUCCAAAACUUUGUUGCGUAGUAAAGACCUCUCUGAACACUUGCAGACUGAAAGUGGCAUUGGCAGAUCACAGCCUGUGUCUGGUGACAGGAGAGGUAUAGAAACAGGUGGGAAGAACGCUGCACUUGGAAAUGAAUCUGACAACAGUACCACAGCCAGUGAUGUCCUCAUAAGUUCAACUCUGGCUGACCCAAAUGACAGGGCUAACAGAAGUUUGAAUACUAGCAUAGCAUCAACACAUUCAGCUCGGAACUUGGACAACUUCAACACCUCUGGAGCUCAGAAGGUGAAGGUGUCAAGGAAGCAGCUGAGAGAGAUCAUCUCACCUCGAGAGUCAGAAUGUGGACCACCACUUGUGUCGAGGCAGCAAGAAGCACCAUCAAGACCUCCAGCAACUUCCUCAGCCUACUCACGCUCAAACUCUGACAUGUCAGCAGCAUCUAAGAUACAGAGUGGGAAACAUACAUCUACUGAAUCAACGCCGUCGGACAAAGUGAAAACUUCCAGACCUGCUUCUAAUGUGUCAGUGCCCUCAAGUAAAGUUAUCUCGCGUCCCUUUCCCAGUGCACACUGGAGUGGUCAGGAAGGGAAGACCCGGCCUUCCCACAGUAGUUCCGACAAGGUCCUGCAGGAGGACAGGACAAAGCUUCCUGUGGAGAAACACUUCCCUGCCUCAAGUGGAGAGCGUAUUGUCAAUGUCAGUCUGACAUCACAGCCCUCAGACGAUGGGACAUUGAAAACAGGAAGUGCAGGUAAUGUGAGCAGUUCCACAGCCAGCUCCCAGCCCGAGAUUGUCACUGUCCCAGAGAGGAUUGUGACAGUGUCAGCAACAAACAUCUCUACAGGAACAUCAUCUGACGACUCAGUGGACACUGGAGCACAUGCAGGAGGGAAAGGUCAUGUGACCUCACGAUUUUUGGCACUUAAUAAGUUGAACGGUCUACGCCAGGGAGCUCUGACCCACCAUGAUACAGAGGCGGGGCAGCAUGGAGGGAAGGGUGACGUCUUCAUCUCCGAGUUCAGGCUGACAGACAAACAGAGGAUGGCCAAGGAGGCUUUAGGGAAAAGGAGUGAGCAGAUCGGACCAGUGAGGCGGAUGGUGCAGCCGAAGUUUGUCGUCAAACACAACUCGGCACCCUCCCAGGGGGAGAAACAAGAGACUGGGGAGAAGACGUCGGAGUGCAUCACUGCCGCUGUAGCUGCCACUGCCGCCGUAGCUGCAGCCCAACCAUUCAUUAAGGCUCAGUAUGAGCUGGAGGACAAGAUAUCUCAGCUGAUGAACCGCAUCACCGAGCUCCAGAAGGUGGAGACGAAGGUGGCUCCCCCUAGUGAGGAGAGUAGCCGUGUGGCGGAGCUGGAGAGACAGGUGUCGGACCUGACGGAGAAGAGGAUUGACCAUCUGGAGAAGCUGCAACAGCAGCAACUGGAGAUGCAGGCUAAACUGUUCAUGUCUGAGGGCUAUAGAGCUGGUCAGCCUCAGAGACGAGGCACUCGCACCCCACCACCGACAGCUGGCACCGCCCGAUCAUCUCCGACCUCAGGGGCACGCACACCGGAAAAGUCCAAAAAAGCCUUCAGCAAGUCUAAGCUGUAUGUGCCAGCUAAAAGUCGCAGUGACCAGAGUUUUCGGAGUCAGUCGGAGAAGUAUCAGUCGGAGACAGAGGAAUUGCGGACCUCCCCCUUGGACACCCCCGCACCCAGGACGCGUCCCCCGAAGCCGGCAAUAUACGAGUCACAACCACAAAAAAAUCGUGGCCUGUUGGAAGAGAUCCUCGCCGGCCAGGAUUCCCCUGACCGGAGCUCCCUCUACUCCGCCCGCCUGGCCCACAGCCCUCCCACCAAGCUGGCCCGUGAUGUGGAGACCUCAAGGAGCGGAUUUGCCCUGGACAGCCCGGUCCACCAAGCUCGCAAGCUGGUGAGGGAGCUCGAUCACCUUAAACAACACAUCAAUGAUGUUGUUACGGUGCCAGUAGAACAGCCUCACACUCUGGGGUCAUAUCAUAGUAAGAGUUUCCAGCGAGACAUCUCCCCUCCCCCCAGCAGACUGGGCCCCUCGCCGCUCGACCCCUACCUGGAGCACGCCCCAGCUACCAAGUCCAGCCCCUACCCCAAGCUGCCCAGUAAGCGGAGCAAGUCCCUGGAGAAGGACGUACCAACACUGCCUGACUACACUGAGGCCAGGGAGGUCCUGAGACAGAUCCAGAAGGACCGGUCAGUCCUACAGGCCAACCUGGACCAAGUGAUGCGGUCUCGACAUGACACCAAGGCAUACAGUGUCCUAGAGACUCUGUCACAGGACAGCACUGUGAAGGAGCGUGCUCGUAUCAUGCACGUCGUGGACGGCUGUAUUUCGUCUCUACAGAAGGAGAUUGACCGAGAAGUUCACCUGGAGCUCAUCAACAUGGAGGCCAAGAAGAACAUAACUGCUGCUAAAGGAGGCGGGAAAUCUCAGCCAAUCAGGACUAGUGUCAGGGGUCAAGGUCAAGCUAGAGUUGACACUGGCAUGAGGAAAGCUCAGAUCGGGAGGACAGAGAAGCAGAAGAUAGGUUCUCAAAUCAAGACUACAAAUGGGACAGAUUACUUGACUAAGAUCUAUGGAAAGGCUCCAAGCCAGAAGACCAGAACAACAGUUAAAGAAUCUCAUCACUACCAGAGCAGCACCAAGUGUCGCCGUGCACCACCUGCUGCAUCUGUCAAAGGAACAGAUGUGAAAUCUUCCAAGACCCAAACAAUAAAAUCAGUUGCCAAGUCGGCCGUCCAUCAACACCCACAGGCAGGCCCUGUGUCUGCUCCAAGACAGUAUUACUUCAGCCCUGACACUGGAUACAUACCCCUAGCUGUCAGUAAUGCAUCUCCAGUCCCUGGUCAGCUUGUACCGAUGGCCAUCCCACUACAGAAACCAAGGCUCGAACCCGGACUGAGAAUGCCACAACCUGGACCUUCAUCUGCAGCAUCAACCUUUGUGCCUCCUCCUGUGAAACCACUGGUAACUGCAGGCACUAAUGUUGCCAUGGUAGCCAUCCCUACAGAGGAAGAGAAGCCGGAGAGGUCCCCUGAACUGAGCAAGCAGGUGCUUCCCCCUGUUGACAUUGACAGCACGUCCGAGACAUCAGUUCAGCGUGAGGUGUACAUUCAGUCUCCUCAGUCACCCAGGAGAGCCCAGUUUGACACCUCCUAUCGCUACCGGCAACAGAGGAGUGAAGACGAGGAGGAGGAGGAGGAGGAGGAGGAGGAGGAAGAUUUUGACCAGUCUGGGAUCGGUAUUGCUCUACCAGGACACCAGCCUCCAGCUGAACCGGAGCCGUAUGGGCCAGAGUUCCCACCCCCCGUGGCAAGACUCCCCCAGUCCAUGAAGCUGGAGUCACAGAUCACCUCUGAUGUGCUGGCAGAGGACCUGAGACAGAGGGACAUCGUGCAGAACAAGGCUUUGCAGUGGAUCGAGCAGGAGUUGAUGGCUAGAGUUCUGACAGAAGUAUAUCCACUGCGACCUGCCGACCCCAUCCCUCAUGAACCAGCACCAUCUGUCCACACUGACGACAGCGUGGAUGAUGAGUCUCUCCUGGUGAUGGACACCAUCGGUCAGACUGGCCUGAAGCUGUUUGUGGACGCCGGUCAGCCUGUAGACAACAAUUUGGUCAAUGCUCUGGUACGUGAGGUCAUCUCCGAGCAGCUGACCGUCAUGCUGGGGCAACGCAGCCGGGAAGAUGGACUGUCAGGGAGGGACAGUGACGGAAGGAGGCAGGAGGAUGCUGAGGAGAACGUCGCAGGGGAAGAAUAUGAAGAAGAUUACAGGCAACAGUUUCAGGAGUCACCUCGUCAAGGUCGUAUCAGAACACCGCAACCUACUCCAAAGACGAGCCCUGUUAUGUCACCAGUGAGAGUUAUCUCCCCUCCCAUGACUCCAACCGGCUCUCCUGUAGAUGAGAUAAGAAUGUUCCGUGAGAGUGAGCGACGUAUUGUGUCUUCACCCCCACCAGUGAUACCUGUCACCCCAGCGGUGCCACUUACAGAGCCCGAGUCUGAACCAGAAACUUCAGUUUCACUAGACAUCAGUGAAGAGCUGCGUCGACUCAGAGCUUCAGGCGGAUCGGAGGAUGUAAGCUUCUUCCCAGACUCAAGGCACGAUCUGGCCACGCCCAUCACAACCCCUCCCCCUGAACUACCCCAGGAUGAGCCAAUCUCACCUCCCCCACCAUCCCCACCACCUCAGCAGGUAACCAUACCAACCUCACCACCACCUGUCUCUCAAGCCCCGGUCCCACCACCCCCCGAGGAGCCGACAGAGGUAACUCCUCCCAAGCCAGCAUCGCCCCUCCCAGAAGAGAACCCGGAGUACGUCCCACCUCCCCAGCAGGCUGACCAACACCAGCCAGUGGAGACGACUGCGGAGACCCCGGAGGACCCAGGCGAACGUCUGUUACGGUCUCUCAGCGAUAGAGACCUCUCUUCCGCUAGCCACUCACCAAAGGGCCGUCGCUCUCCGAGUCCUCAGCGUCGUUCACCCAGCCCACAGCGCCAUCGCUCCCCGAGUCCCGGGAUGUCCGACUUCAGUUCCUCGCCCGUCACCAGCAUGACGGAGACCAUCAACGAGACGGUGUCGGAGGGGCAGUGGCUGCUGAGUCGUAGUGAGGGGCAGGCAGCUCCGUUCCCAUAUGAAGAAAUGGCCCGCCCGCGAGGUGCAAGACGUGGCGAUGUAAGUACAGCCAGCACACUGCGCGACACCGACGACCUGGACAUGGACAACACAGAGGUGUCUAAGAGUGAGGGUGAGUUCCUGUACCGUUCCGUGGCGGCGCCGGAACGAGACCCCGUCCUGCAGUACGUGAUGAGCCUCCAGCAGCAGCAGCAGCUCGUCCUGCCAGCCUACCCAGGAUACAGCUACGGUCAGUACGACAUCCCGCAAGGCCGCGCACAGAACCUCCUCAACACCACGGGCAAGAGUCUAGGGGAGAUAAGCGUGGGCCAGGUGGCGCCUCACAGGGUCACCCACAUCCGAGCCAGCAAUGACAUGGAGGUAGAGGAUGACGGUGGCUACAGAGGGGCGGUGCAGGACAGCCCCAUCAAGGGCAGCAGCCCCAUCAAGGACACCACUAUGAGGGUGGAGGACCUGAAGGAGAGUCAGAGCCAGCAGAGGACAACCUCACCCACGUCUCGGUCCCCUCCCUCUCGUAGGAUGGACGGUGGUCCCGUGUCAGCCAUGCCUCGCAGUAGCUCUCCCACAGAGAGAGCGAAGGCCAGGAAGCCACCCCAGGCGACACGGUUCUCGGACCCUCUGGAGAUGACAGAGCCUCCCCGUGUCAGUUCAAAGGUCAUCUCUGUCAGGACCAGCUCCGAGGAGUUCCGGGAGUCUCUGGACAUGGAUCAGAUGAUGAAUGGCACCCAGACUAUGAGUGAACAGGGGACGCGAACCCUCACCCCCGACCAGAUGAACACCGACCACUACAUGCAGUCCGGGUACCUCUCACAGACCUUCAGCCAAUCAGAUGGGUCAGGAAGAUUGACAGGCACUCUUGGCCAAUCAGGUGGAAUGGGAUCUGGUAGACUGACUAGUACAUUUGGCCAGUCAGAUGACAUGGGAUCGGGAAGAUUGACAGGCACUCUUGGCCAAUCGGGUGGAAUGGGAUCUGGUAGACUGACCAGUACAUUUGGCCAGUCAGAUGACAUGGGAUCGGGAAGAUUGACAGGCACUCUUGGCCAAUCGGGUGGAAUGGGAUCUGGUAGACUGACUAGUACAUUUGGCCAGUCAGAUGACAUGGGAUCGGGAAGAUUGACAGGCCCAUUCAACCAAUCAGGAGGCAGAGAACGGCCUCCGAGUCUGGGCUCAAUGCGGGCCUCCAGCGAAAUGAGUCGUUCUGGAGGGAUAAGUCCAGACCGCCUACAGUCUUCUGGUCGGUCACUUGGUCUCACAUACUCAUUUGAGAGUGAGGUCGGGGACUCCAUCAGUGAAUUUGAACUGAGGCGAUUGGCUAGUUCUGGUCCAAUCAAGAUGUCCGUGAAGAUGCCAUCUACAGGGCAUGCAGAUGACAGUGAAGAUCUGUCGGAGAUUGACAUUACAGAUAAUCUGUAGUAAUACCAUACAAUGUAAUAUUGGCUGUGUAGUGAAAUGGGUAUUAUUUAUCUUGUUCAUUCAGCCGUUAUGCCACAUAUUAUGACCAAAAAUUGUUUUGACAUAUGUAGUUUAAUUUAUGUUUGGCUGAAUAUUCAAUCAUAUACAGCUUUGUCAUGAGCAUAAUGGUUUCCAGUUUAUUCUUGUAGAUCGUGAUAAAGAUGUAGAAGUCAUCUAUGAUCAUAGCUUUUUAAAGAAUAUUCAAUAAUAAUAAUUUUAUCAGUAUAGGCU